Messenger RNA from Capsicum annuum, 1675 nucleotides. RefSeq lists its product as uncharacterized. The record is from RefSeq and is a predicted model, not a curated record. Lineage: Eukaryota; Viridiplantae; Streptophyta; Magnoliopsida; Solanales; Solanaceae. The transcript is spliced from 12 exons. Bases 479 to 1471 code for a protein of 330 amino acids.
AUCCAUCAAUUAUAAAAUUGCAUAGAACGUUUGUAUCGUUUUUAGGAAGUAUUUAUAACUUAAAUUGCUAACACUUCUUUCACCCCUUCACUAAAUACCCUGGCCAAUAGGUUUAUGCAGUUGACAUUGUAUGUAUAAUAAUGUAUUUUCUCUCACAUUGUUCUACUAGUAACAUGUGUGUGCUGCAAAUUUUGUUGGUUUUGUUGUGGUGCAUCCACAGUUUGGAGCAUGCAAAUGCAGCAACUCCAACAGUGAAAGUUGGGAAUACAUCAAAAGUGGAAGAUGCUGCAUAUAUCCGGAUAUACUAUGGACAAACCUUCAAGGUUAUUAAGAACACCCUUGAUGCCAAGAGUUAUCUUCUUAUCCAGGAUGUUGAUUGAUAGUGUCAAUGAAGUUGCUUCUCCAAGCCGGUGGAUUUUACAGCCAUGUAUAAGAGCAUACCUUUGACAGAACAAGAUCUUAUAGAAACAACACGAGAAUGGCUAGUAGAACAAAGUAUUGCACCUCAAGAAUAAAGUCUUUUGUUAUCCCACUAGCGAACUACUCAAUCGAGACUGACUACUUCUUUCCAGUUUCCUUUUUCGAGCUAUUAGGCCUAUUGGGAAACUUGAAAGGCAUAACGUCAACGUAUGUGGCCUCCCAAUGCGUACUAAAACUAUACCAAGACGGACUAGUAGAGAGCAUCAACAAGAAUGACCCUCAACAACUUUCACAAUAUGCAGCUCACUUCAUUGCCAACACCGAUGAAGCUCAACCCUGCAACUUUGCCACGUUUGUCCCUAUUGGUGAAGAUGCACCUCUACAGCGUGCAGAGUGGAUAAAAUACUUAGGAGUUUUUGCGAAUAUGGAAAACAGGGCAAACCAAGUCUACUCUGCAAUUAAGGAGAACUAUUUGUGCUUGAGCAAAGCUGCAAUCAGUAGGAAUUCACUUAAACCAACUGUCUCUUGGAUGGAGUAUAAAGAUGGAGUGUGGUCAUUUACAAGAGAUCCAUACAAAUUAAAGUUUGUAGAGGAUGCUGGUGGAGUCAAUGUUGAUGAUUCCAUCAACAAAAUCACAUACAAUAUGUCUAUUCCUGAUGAUUUAGAAGAGUUUCAUGCUAUUCUCUGUACUGUGGAUGUAGUGAUUGAUGAAACAUAUACCUCAGAUCCAGAGGCUUAUAAUGGCUCCACAUUUCUUGGAAACAUCAAUUUGGAAGAUCAAUCCUGCUUUGCUUUUCUCUCAAAUCAAAGCUUGUGGAGAUAUGAUAAAAGAGUACAAAAUUCUACGGUCCUCGACUGGUAUGAUGGAGCUGUCUCUCAACCCCAACUGGUCCUAGCAGAUAUCAUUGAAGCUUUAUAUCCUAAAGGAAAUUAUAACACUACAUAUUUCAGAAAUAUCGCAAAGGGAGAAGGGAUCAUAAGCAUUGGUCCUGAAAUGUGUGAAAGAGAUAGCUCCAUCCCAAUGGAACCUACAGUUGUAGCUUGCCAGUAGCUAGCAACUCUUAUUCAUGAUUCUUCGGUUCUUUUUGCUUUUCGCAUUUUGUUCUGUCAUCAAUUGUUCACAUUUAUUGUAAGCUUCAGAAGUAGAUAUUCUUCAUCAGCUACAGAAAGGAAGACUUGAAGCCAUAAUCAUUGUAGUUAUUAUUCAGAAUGUGAUUACAAACCAAAUCAUGAUACUACGUUGUAGUUAUGUUCA